AUGGAUCAAAUGGACUGGUUAUUUCAAAGCAAAACGGUGUUUUUUCUGCCCAGCAAAAUUAUAUCUGAUUUUAUUUUAGCGAUUCUCCGAGUCGACAAAUGGAUGCUGAGCCGGCCGACAUUCAUUUUAGGUCUAUACUGGCAAAAUCCUGAUGCUACACGCAAAAAAAUCAAUCAGCGUUGCUAUACCGUAUCAUUGGAGCGUCAAAGCUCCAGCAAGAAGAUGCUUUUGGAAAACCGAUAUUCUAAACCGAUGGAAAAUAUCGAAAUGCUUUCCAAUAUAUUUCUCCAACUCCACAUCCAGACGCCUCCAUCUCGUUUAAUCAAACAAAAGAUCGCGUCUUGUCCAGACGGAAAUGCAGUUUGGGGCUUUAGUCCUGCGGGUUAUCGUGUCUAUUUGGUGCUUUUUGACAUUGUAUGCUAUAACUGUGGUCAACUUGGACUAAAUUCCUCAACAAUUUGGGGCUUGGCUGUCGAACCUUUGCGACUUCUGGUGCUCAUGCUUACUUAG
Protopolystoma xenopodis is the source of this 510-nucleotide messenger RNA. Lineage: Eukaryota; Metazoa; Platyhelminthes; Monogenea; Polystomatidea; Polystomatidae. The record is from the annotation of a GenBank genome assembly.